AUGAAGUGCCUUCUGCUUUCACUUGCUCUGCUCGAACUGCUGAUCUUGCACAAAGGAUCGGCACUGUUUCUGAAUGAGGACUGCGAGAAGAUUGACGAGGAAGAUGGACCAACCACUGCUCCUUGGAUGGCCGCAGUAAGCAACGAACAAGGGUUUCUAUGCGGCGGCGCGCUGAUUACAAAAAACUUUGUGCUGACAGCCGCGCAUUGCAUAAAAGAUCAGGAGAAAUUGUUCGUAAAACUGGGAGUGUUGGACAGAAGCGAUGCCUAUGGGAUGGACUUCAAUGUAAGCAGCACCAAAAUGCAUGGUGAUUAUCAAACCCAUCCAGGUGUAAAUGAUAUAGGAUUGCUUAAACUCGCCUCUGAAGUGGACUACACCGAUCGCAUUCGACCCAUCUGCAUCUUAAUGGAUGCCGCCCCUGUGUUGCAAAAUAUCAAACGAUUUUCUGCCUUUGGCUGGGGUAAAACGGAAACUGGAAACCUCAGCCAAUAUCUGAUGACCAUCCAGCUGAGGCGUCUGCCUUCGGAGGAGUGCCAGCAUGACAACAUGCCCCUGUUGACUAAGACACAAUUCUGCGCCGACAGCGAGACGGGCGGUGGACCCUGCAACGGCGAUGGUGGUGGACCGCUGACGUCAAUCGUCAAGAAUCGCACGGUCCAGGUGGGCAUCAUAAGCUAUGGCCCCAGGGAUUGCAAUUUAUCUGCUGUUUACACGGACGUGGCUAGUUACACCGACUGGAUAGCAUCCAAUGUACAUAAAGCUUAAAUAAUAAUAACAUCAUAAUAAAUAAUAAUCAAGCCUUGAUAAUCAUAA
Drosophila kikkawai is the source of this 813-nucleotide messenger RNA. RefSeq names its product CLIP domain-containing serine protease B4-like. The record is from RefSeq and is a predicted model, not a curated record. Gene Ontology annotation, molecular function: serine-type endopeptidase activity. Gene Ontology annotation, biological process: proteolysis. NCBI's taxonomy places the organism in Eukaryota, Metazoa, Arthropoda, Insecta, Diptera, Drosophilidae.